AUGAUUUUGGAAACAAAAUCAGGUCAACUUUUCAAGAAAGCGGCAGAAGAAAUAGAAAACUAGUACGAUUUGUUAUGUGAUAUUAAGAAUACAUCUUAUAGAGAGAAACAUGAAAGGCCUAUAUUGCAUAGUAAAUCAUUAAUAUGUGGAUAAAGAGAAAUAGAGAAUAAUGACUAAUUAAUACAAGAAAACUUAAAUGUUAUUCAACAAGGUUUGAUUAAAGAACCAUAACUGCCAAUAAUUAAUGCAUAUGAAGAUCUAAAAAAAGUAAAGGAGUAAGUCAACUCUAUGAAUAACAAUUUGGAACCAGAAACUUUCGAAGUAGAUGAGUGGGUUUAUUAGGGAGAUUUUGAGAAACUAAAGCUUGAUGCAUUAAGCUUGGAUGAUUUAAGAUUUUUGGUCUAAGAAUUUGAGAAGGAGGAAUAUGAAAGAAAUUAUUUGUAAAUGGAUAAAACUUUAUUAAAGAAUAAGUUUUUUUAAAGAUUUGGCUAAGGAAUCAGAAUUGGAAUUAUGGAAAAAGCUUCUAUUGAAAUUCAAGAUGCCGGAAAAGUCAUUCUACAAUUAGGAGCUUGCAGCAAUAACCUUUUUGUUAUUCUUAGAGGUUCAUGUUAAUAGACAUUGACGAUGGAUAUACAACUGGAAGAAUAUGAAUAUUUAACAGUCUAAUCUUAUAACGAUGGGUAAGAUUUAUCAGAAAUCAAUUUAUUGCAAUUAAACAAUAACAGAGGAUAUUCUUCAAAUAAAUUUAUAGAUAUGGUGGAGGAAAUCAAAGAUCAUCCUAAAUUUAAAGAUAUUGUAAAAAAUGAAAGAACUAAAUUGAUUACUAGCCACAUUUCUUGCUCAUCGAAAACUUAUCUAUUGCGAAUGGACAAUGACCAAUUCUAAAAGAUUUUAAAGCAAUCGAUAGAAAAAGAUAAAGAGUUCAAAUUGAGCAUUCUAUCAUAAAUCAGAUUCUUUUAACAUACUUCUGCUUCUCAAUUAUUACAUUUAGUGGCAGAAUUAGGAAUUCAAAAUUAUUUUUAGGGAGAUAGUGUUGUGAGAAAGGGAGAUCAAUUAAACAGAGUGAUAAUAAUUGCUUAAGGUGAAUUUGAAAUUGUAGAAGAAAUUGAACUAUAGAGAGAAACAAGAAACUAUUAUUUGGAGAAAAAAUUAAAACCCUUUGUCCAUAAAAAACCCAUAGAUAGAAAUACUAGGCCAUUCAUUCCUAGGGACUAAGCUGAUUAAACUUUUGAUCAAUAUUUAAAUUAAUCUUUUGAUUAAUCUAUUGCUAAACCAAAAGAUAAAUCAAAAGAUUAACCAUAAGACUAAGCAAAAGAAUAACCAUAAGAUUAAUCAAUAGAUUAAUCAAAAGAUAAACCAAAAGAUUAAUCAAAAGAUAAAACAAAAGAUUAAACAAAAGAUUCAAGAAAUUCAAAAUGCUACUAAUAUUGUAAUAAGUAAAUUAUAGGCAAGAACGAAAUUGCUUAUACUCAUUUGCAUGUUUUGAAAACUUUGAAGAAAUGUGAUGUGAUUUGUGGUAGAUCAUUAUUAAUCUUAUAUGAUAAUGAGUAUGACUAAAAAUAGGCAAGCAGUGCAAAACUAACUGUAGUUGUCAAGAGUGUAUAGGGUAGUGUCUUCUUUUUGGAUGAAAAAAGAUACUAAAAUCUCCCAGAAAGCUUAUAAAACCAAAUUUUAGCAGGAUUAAGGUCUAUAAAAGAAUUUGAUGAUUAUGAGAUAGAUCACAUAAGAAAACAAAUAAAGUCUUGGGAGAAAUACAAGUAGAAUUUAUACUAAUAGUUCGUAUUAGAUAAACGUAAAAAUUCGUUUAAACUAUACUGA
This is a messenger RNA of Paramecium tetraurelia, 1818 nucleotides long. RefSeq lists its product as uncharacterized. NCBI's taxonomy places the organism in Eukaryota, Ciliophora, Oligohymenophorea, Peniculida, Parameciidae. The transcript is spliced from 4 exons. The record is from RefSeq and is a predicted model, not a curated record.